Molecule: messenger RNA, 2355 nt
Organism: Adineta ricciae
Lineage: Eukaryota; Metazoa; Rotifera; Eurotatoria; Adinetida; Adinetidae
Source: the annotation of a GenBank genome assembly
AUGUCUUGCAGCAAUUGUAAAGCGAGUUUAGCUAAUGUUGAAUAUGUUGAAAAAGAUGAGAAAGACUUCUGUCUUAAUUGUUACAAUCAAUUGUUUGGAAAAUAUUGUGCUAAAUGCCAAACGUUAAUCCUCAUUGGUGCUAAAAUUGCGAAACAUGAAGGAAAGUUUUGGCAUAAAGAUUGCUUUCAAUGCUAUUCGUGUCAAACAAAGUUAACGAAGUUUGAAAUUGGUGAUGACAAGCAAGUCUAUUGUCAUACGUGUUAUACCGAAAAGUACGGACCGAAAUGUGUGAUCUGCUGCAAAGCAAUCGUUAAAAGUUUACGUUAUGUUGAAGCCGGAGGCCGGCUGUUUCACGAAGAUUGUUUCAGAUGCGGUUCGAAGCUAUGCGCGAAAAAGCUAGAGAAUGGUUUCAUUCCCAAGGAUAAUCAAUUCUUUUGCCCAGAGUGUUAUCGCGACAUAAUAUCAAAGCACACUUUUCGAGAGACAUUGACUUGUCCUAGUCUUAUCAACAGUGACUUGUUCUAUACGGAGGAACAAAUUAUGAAAUCAAAAGCACAAGAAAUGAAAACUGAAUUAAUGUCAAUAGUGCAACCAGUGAAGAGGACGCUUUUGAUUCCGAAAGUUCCGAAAGAUACUUCUUCUUUGACAGCUACAGAUGAAACUCAAACAGCUUCAUAUUUGUUUCCAAAUUUGAUUAUGAAAGCCGCAGUACAUAACGGUUCCAUUCAAUUACAAAGUGGCGAGCUGAGUAAACAAACAGUCGAUAUCAUUGUCGUAUGCUCGACAUCUGAUACAUUCCUGAAAGAUGUUCUUCAACAAGCAGGUCUAACUGUACAAAAUGACUACGAUCGAUUGUUAUCAUUGACGAACCAACAGGAUUCAAUUGUCGAAACAGAAGCUGGUAACCUAAGCUGCCAAGCAAUUCUGUUCUGUCCAUGGAUUGCGCCAACAGAUCGAGAUCCGGAAAAACUAUCUAAUUCCGUCUCUGAUUAUAUGUCGAAAUGUUUAAAUCAUAUCUUAUACCAUCCGAAAGUCUACCGGACUGCAGCAUUUUCAGCUAUGGGAUAUGACCUAUCUCAAUGUUCAAUGGAUAUCAUCGCAAAGACAAUGAUUAAUACAGCUAAAGCAAAACUUGCUGAGACAUUACUCUAUUUUGAUAUUUCAUUCUUUGUCCCAUCUAACGAAUAUGAUGUCCAUCAGAAAUUUGCCGAAAAGUUAACAUUGAUACAACAACCAUUAGAACCAUUUGGUUAUGUCGAUCGCCUAUUUUCAAAGGUAUCUUUAACACUAACUGCCAAACAGGAAGCAAAUCUUAAGCAAUGCCGAUCGACGGUUGAUACUCACAUUCAGUCAUUGACACAAACAGAGAUGAGAACAAAUGAAGAUCUGCAUGCAUGGACUCAACAAUUAGUCCUUAUUUUCUACAAAUACUGCCUAGAUCGUCAUAUCUGGCCGAUGAUUAGUUUUGAACAAAAAAAAUUAUCAUUAACUGGUAGAAAAGACGCCAUUGGUGAAGCUGAUAAAUAUUUUCUUGAAUUAACCAACCAAGCUCUGAAACAAACCCACUUGCAAGCCAUUUCACGCAGUGUUCUCUGGGAAUAUCAAAUCGACGGCACAACAUGGCAAAAUUAUUCUUACAAAUCCAUCAGUGAAAUUGAGUAUGCAUACAGCUUUCAAAAAUUAUCAUCGCUUGAUAUUAUCAAUGAACAGGAUGAACAGUGUCGCAUUGAUUUUUCGAACAACACGGAAACAUUCAAUGAUCGUAUUCGAUCUAUUCGGCGACAACAUUUAGUUAGUAUCAGUUUGCCAAUGAAUUGGCAAUGUCAAUCGAAUAAUUGUUGUCGAUUUGUUCUCAAUGAAGACACUGAAGAAUACAAAAGUAUCAAACAAUCAUUUGAUCAGACGAUGGUCAAUGUAUAUAAGUCUAUAAAAUCUAUUGAGCGUAUCCAAAACCAACGAUGGUAUAAACAAUAUGCUGCACAUCGUGAUGCUAUGAAUGAACGAUUGAAAGAAAACACGGAAAGACGGUUAUUUCAUGGUUGUAGUGAAACAGCUGCUAAUAGCAUUAUUGAAGAAUGUUUCAAUCGAGCGUUCGCAGGAGUCAAUGGUACUGUUUAUGGUCAUGGUGCUUACUUUGCAGCCAAUGCUAUCUAUAGCAAUUCAUUCACGCGUCCAGAUAGUGCUGGUGUGCGCUGCAUGUUUGUUGCUUCAGUGCUUAUUGGGAAAACUAUUCUGGGUAAUUCGUCAAUGAAAGUACCGCCCCGAGGUUAUGAUUCUACAACAGAUAAUAAUCAAAUCUUUGUUGUAUAUCAUGAUGCACAAGCGUAUGCUGAUUAUCUAAUUAAAUAUCAAUAG